Messenger RNA from Gymnogyps californianus (California condor), 4251 nucleotides. RefSeq names its product lipoxygenase homology PLAT domains 1 (gene LOXHD1). The transcript is spliced from 25 exons. Lineage: Eukaryota; Metazoa; Chordata; Aves; Accipitriformes; Cathartidae. The coding region runs from base 1 to 4251 and encodes 1416 amino acids. Gene Ontology annotation, molecular function: protein binding. The record is from RefSeq and is a predicted model, not a curated record.
AUGGAUAUUGGGAAGAUCAACCGAAUACUGAUCGGACACGAUAACGUGGGUCUCCGGUCUGGCUGGUUCCUGGCCAGUGUCCAGAUCACCGUUCCAGUCCAGGGAAGGCAGUACAUGUUCCCCUGCAACCGAUGGCUCGACAAAGAUGAGGCUGAUGGCAGGGUGGAGGUGGAGGUCUACCCAAGUGAGAUUGUGCCUAUUGAGAAAUUGAUAAACUACGAGGUGUCUGUAGUUACUGGAGACGUGCGGGCCGCAGGCACCAAUGCCAAAGUCUUCAUGCAGAUUUACGGCGAGACUGGCAAAACUGAAUUGAUCACCUUAGAAAACAGAUCGAACAACUUUGAACGGGGAGCCACAGAUAUCUUCAAGAGAGAGGCUGCAGAUGUUGGCAAGAUUUAUAAGAUUCGGAUAGGCCAUGAUGGGAAAGGCAUUGGGGAUGGCUGGUUCCUGGAAAGCGUCACGCUGAAGCGGCUUGCCAGGAAGAUGAAGGAAUCUGACAAAAAGAAGAAGAAGAAAAAGAAGAAGUCUGAUGAGGAGGAAGAAGAGGAGACCAAGGUGGAAGAAGUAAUGGAAGUCUAUACGUUUGUGGCACACCGCUGGUUGGCUAAAGAUGAAGGAGAUAAGGAGCUUGUGGUGGAGCUGGUGCCUGAUGGAGAAUCUGCCCUGGAGGAGAAUACAUACGAAGUCCAUGUUCUCACUGGGAAUGUGUGGGGGGCUGGGACGGAUGCUAAUGUCUUCUUGAGCAUCUAUGGUGUAGGAAGAGGAGACACGGGUGAGCGCCAGCUGAAAAGGUCGAAUAACCUCAACAAGUUUGAAAAGGGCCAGGUGGAUGUGUUCACCAUCAAAGCCAUCGACCUGGGUGAGCUGAAGAAGCUGCGGAUCCGCCACGAUAACUCUGGUGCUAGCCCAAGCUGGUUCCUGGAGAGGGUAGAGAUUGUUGACCCCAAGGAGAGCACCACGUAUUAUUUUCCAUGCCAGCGGUGGUUAGCAGUUGAGGAAGAUGACGGUCAGAUUGUCAGGGAGCUGGUCCCAGUGGAUGAAGCGUUUGUAAAGAAAGAUUCGGAAAAUGAUGGCCAGUCUCUUGCAACGCUGGGCCUGGAACAGAAAGCUAAAUCAACAACAUACACUGUGAAAGUGAAAACCGGGGACAAGAAGAAUGCUGGGACAGAUGCCAACGUCUUCAUCACUCUCUAUGGAAGUAAAGAUGAUACAGGGAUAGUCAGCCUAAAGGCCUCAAAGAUUAACAAGAACAAAUUUGAGCGUGGGAAGGUAGAUGAGUUUACAGUGGAGUCCGUGGAUAUUGGAGACCUGAAAAAAAUCAAGAUAGGCCACGACAAUAAAGUUGUUCCUUACGAGAUCACGGUCUACACCAGCGAUAUCUUUGGAGCUGGCACGGAUGCAGAUGUCUUCAUUGUUCUCUAUGGAAGCGAUGGGAUCUGCACUCAGCAGAAAUCCCUGUGCCUCAACAAGAGAGAGCAAAGGAUGUAUUUUGAAAGGAACUCGGUGAAUCAGUUCAUCGUGGAGCUGGAGGAUGUUGGUGACAUUAUUGAAAAGAUUCGCAUAGGGCACAAGGGUGGAGGCCUGAACUCCGGGUGGCAUUUGGACCAUGUGGCGAUUCGGAGACUGUUGCCAAACGGAAAGGGCUCGGAAACUGUCACAUUUCCAUGUGAAAGAUGGCUUGCAAAGUCUGAAGACGACGGCGAGAUUGUCAGAGAACUGGUACCAUCUGAUAUUUUUACUGAAAAACUCAUGAAGGAUGGGACACUUAAGCAGAUAGAGGAAGAAGUUGAAGACCCACUAGAAGUUCACACGUACAAGAUCAGUGUGUUCACUGGAGAUAUCUAUGGUGCUGGGACAGAUGCUAAUGUUUUCCUAAAUAUCUAUGGAGAUCUGGGGGACACAGGAGAGAGAAAACUCAGCAAAUCUGAAACAAACUUCAACAAGUUUGAAAGAGGGCAGGAGGAUACGUUUACUAUACAGGCUGUGGACCUUGGCAUUUUGUACAAGAUCAAGAUUCGUCAUGACAAUAGCAUGUUCAGUCCUGACUGGUUCCUGGAAAAAGUAGAGAUCCUAGAUGAGACCACAGAGGAGUCGUUCAUUUUCCUAUGUGAGCGCUGGCUCUCCAAAAAGAAAGAGGACAAAAAGAUAGAGCGUACGCUUUAUGAACAGAGCUAUGACGGCGAGCGAAACAGCCUGGAAGACUCGUCUCUCAGCCUGUCGAGUCAGGAUAGCAAUGCAAACCUGAAGGAGACGAAAAAAUCCAGCUUGGUCAAGGCAGCAGAAGAAGGAUCAUUGAUCCCGUACCACAUCACCAUCACGACGGGCACAGAAUAUGACUCCAGCACCGACAGCCGAGUGUACAUCAUCGUCAUGGGUCCUCUGAAAGUGCAGACGAAGAGGCUGUGGCUGGAUCUCCCAGAAGGAAAAGACGAGUUUGCAGAUGGCUCCGUAGAGAAAUUCUCUGUUUGGGGCCUAGAUGUUGGGGAGAUCAAAAAAGUGGAGGUGGGGCAUGAUGGCGCUACCCCUGAGAGCUGCUGGCUGGUGGAAGAGCUCACCAUCAUCGUGCCCACCAAAGGUGUCAUGUAUAACUUUGUCUGUAAGUGCUGGCUGGCCAGAGACAAAGGCGAUGGACUCACCUCACGAAUCCUCAACAUCCUGGAUGCGGACUGUGUUAACAUUGGCCUCAAGAUCCUCUACGAAGUCACGGUUGUGACUGGAGACAUCGAAAGUGGCGGCACCGACGCCAGGAUUUUCAUGACUGUCUUUGGAUCCAAUGGGAACACCGAGGAGAUGCAGCUGGACAAAAAUGGAGACAGGUUUGAGCGAGGCCAAGAGGACAGUUUCAUUAUGGAGAUCGCCGAUAUCGCACCCCUCAGGAAGAUGAGGAUCCGGACGGACGGGAAGGGGACUCGCCCGCACUGGUUCCUGGAAAGGAUCAUCCUGAAGAAUCUGACUAAUCAAGAAGUGGCCAUGUUUACCUAUGGUGAAUGGCUGUCAAAGCUGAAAAAUGCCAAGGGAAGUCUUGUUUGUGAGAUGCCAGCUGUCAUAAAUGAUGAGCAGAUGAUGGAGGACACGACAUACACUCUUCAGGUUAAAACCAGUGACGUUGGAGGAGCAGGCACUGAUGCCAACGUGUCCUUGAUCCUCUUUGGGGAGAAUGGGGACAGCGGGACCCUGGCUCUGAAGGAGUCCAACAAGUCUAACAAGUUUGAGAGGAACCAGAUGGACGAAUUCAACUUCUCGGACAUGCUGAGCCUGGGAGAUCUCUGCAAAGUGCGGAUCUGGCACGACAACAAAGGAAUCGCACCAGGUUGGCACUUGGAAUAUAUUGACGUGAAGGACUCCGCCAUGGACAAGACAUUUCGCUUCCAGUGCGAUCGUUGGCUGGCUAAAGGUGAAGACGAUGGGCAGCUCAUAAGGGAACUGGCUUGUGCCAAUAAUGACAUCCUGGAACUGAAGGAACGGACUGCCUAUGAGAUUGUCACAGUAACAAGCGACAGAGAGGAUGCAGAAACAAAGGAAAACAUCUGGAUCAUCUUAGAAGGAAAGCUGGGCCGCUCGAAAGAAUUCCUUAUGGAAAACUCCUCCAAGAAAAGGAGAUUUGAAAGGGGAGCAACAGACACAUUUCAGUUUUCUUCAAAGAACAUCGGUGAUAUUGCAGCCAUCUGUGUUGGUCACUGCCCAAAAGAUGGGAAGAAGUCGUCUGCAAAAGCUGAUGUCUUCUGGCAUGUCCAAGAGAUUAUCAUAACGGAGAUGGAGCUUUGCAACAAAUACUUUUUCAGGUGCAAUGUGAAAAUCCCUCUGCGUUACAAGAGACGGGACUACAAAGUCUUUGAGUGUGCCAAGGUCACCGAGAGCUUUGCCAGCAAAGCCCGGAGCUUGGUGCCAGUCAAAUACGAGACCAUCGUGGUCACAGGCUUUGAAAAGGGCGCGGGGACCGAUGCCAACGUGUUCAUCACCAUCUUCGGGUUGAACGGGGACUCGGGAAAGCGGGCGCUGAAGCAGAAGUUCAGGAACCUCUUUGAGCGGGGCAAAACCAACAGGUUUUACCUGGAAACGCUGGACAUGGGGGAGCUAAAAAAAGUCCGGAUUGAACACGACAACAGCGGCCUGGCAUCGGGCUGGCUGGUGGAGCGAGUGGAGAUCACCAACUCGGCAACUGGCGUGACCACCAUAUUUCCCUGCGGGAAGUGGCUGGAUGAAAACCGGGGCGAUGGGUUAAUCUGGAGGGAGCUUUUUCCUAGGUACUGA